AUGGCCACAUCUGCCAAGCCCUCUUACCAAAGGCUGAAACACGAGACCUGGUUCGAACACGAACACGAAGAUCAUCGUUAUUACAACGGCUUUCUAGAGAAGGUGGUCCGAAGAUCAAGAAGCUCCAGGCUCGGAAAAUUCCGAAUCAGACGAAAACUGAGGGUUAAAAGCCCAAGUCUGAGGAGAUUCGUGAGAAGAAAAACUCGGGUGGUAAAGUUUGCAUGGAGAAAAGUUUACGAGAGACUGAAGGAAAGCCGGUCGCAUUUUGGUGAUCUUUUUGCUGGGAACUAUUUGUUCAUGCAGGUCACGCCAACUCCAUUACAGCAUAAUAAUAAGGUGUCUUAUGUUAAAGGAGAUCAUCUUCCUGGGUUGUGUUCUGUUUCUAGGAUUACUUAG
This is a messenger RNA of Striga hermonthica, 396 nucleotides long. NCBI's taxonomy places the organism in Eukaryota, Viridiplantae, Streptophyta, Magnoliopsida, Lamiales, Orobanchaceae. The record is from the annotation of a GenBank genome assembly.